AUGUCGAUGCCAAGUCCUCAAAACAACCCGCACUACAUGAUUGCGGGGGCACCAAUGAGUUUCGGUAUGAUGAAAGGCGGUAUGAAUGCACCGCCUCACCAUAACCAAUACCAGUACCACCCGCAAUACCAGGGUGGGCCUGCGAUGGGCCAUCCAGGGUAUGGGUGGCAACCACAGCGUUUUGGUGCAGAAAGCGCAAGGCGCGCCGGGUCUGGGUCGGCCCAGGGAGGCCAAGCGGGGAAAGAUGAUAAGACUAGCCCAUUUACGUCAACUGUGCAUUCUCAUCCUGGCUUUCAACCGCAAAAGAUUGGAAAAGGCGGUAGCGGGAGUGCUGGUCUGCCAAAACCACCAAAACCCCCAGAAAAGCCCUUGAUGCCAUACAUGAGGUAUUCACGAAGAGUCUGGGAUACGGUCAAGGCGGCGAAUCCUGAUCUUAAAUUGUGGGAAAUCGGUAGGAUUAUUGGGGGGAUGUGGAGGGAUCUUCCACAAUCGGAAAAGUAUGCGUACGUCGAUGAAUAUGAAGCUGAAAAGGCGCAGUAUACAGAAUUGUUGAAAGCUUAUCAAUCUUCCCCGGCAUAUUUGCAAUGGCUCGCGAAGACCAGAGCCGCGAAGAAUAAGGCUGUUGUUGGAGCUUUGGAAGAAGAAAGUUCGAGUAAAAAGGGCAGUUCACAAAAAGACCAGCAGCAACAGGAUAGAAGAAUUGAUAUACAACCAGCUGAAGACGAAGAAGACCAAGACGAAGGUCUGUCCGUGAAACAUGUUGCAUAUGCCCGCUAUCUGAGAAACCAUCGCCUUAUCAACGAGAUAUUUUCUGAUACUGUAGUACCGGACGUUCGAUCCGUGGUCACCACAGCAAGAAUGCAGAUACUAAUGAAGCAAGUUCAAUCCUUGACAAUGCAUCAAAAGAAACUAGAAGAUGAGUUGCAGCAAAUUGAAGAGAAAUUCGAAGCCAAGAAGCGCAAGUUUAUCGAAAGUAGCGAGUCUUUUCAGGAGGAACUUAAGAAGCAUUGCAAACCAGCGGUAGACGAAGAAACAUUUAACCGUAUGGUAGACAGAACCUUGGAACAAAUGCGACGUGGCGUAAAUCCUGCGCAUGCCAGUGCAGCACGAGAGAGGAAAGAUGAGCCUGGCAACGGAGAGCCCACUCCGCAACCAAUUAAGGCAGAAAGUAACGGACCAAACGCUCCAACUCAAGUGGACAAGGUGUCGACUAGUGAAGUGAAGAUGGACGAGAAUAUGACCACGGAGCUUAAGAAGCCAGAUGUGAAGGAAGCCGCACCGCCAGAUAGCACGCCGUUAAAUGACCACGAAAGCAAAGAUGAUAAACCACACGAAAUGAAAAUGGAGACUAAAGACGCUCCCCUUCCACAUCCUCCACCGCCGCAAGCUCAUAUGGCAACACCGCCUAACCCAGCUAUGAUGAUGCCACCAAACCCCAAUGCGCCCGCGCACCAGCCACCCCCUCAUGGAGGACCCCCACCGCCUCCAGGUGGUUACGGUGGUGCUUACGGAGGUCGGUACUAUCCGGGCUAUGCAGGUGGUUACCCGGCCGGAUAUCCGCAUUACUACCCGCCCGAGCACUAUCCCCCGCAUCACCCGCACCCGCAUCCCCAUCAUGAUGUCAAGCCCCCUGAGGAGCCGCCGGCCAAAAAGGAGAACGAAUGA
Molecule: messenger RNA, 1665 nt
Organism: Leptosia nina
Lineage: Eukaryota; Metazoa; Arthropoda; Insecta; Lepidoptera; Pieridae
Source: the annotation of a GenBank genome assembly